GACCACGAGGCUUUCGUCAUACACCCAUCCGUCGCCAGAGACAGAGCAAGAGUGUUUACUGUCAUGAGCCCGACCAGGGCCCAGAGUAUUCUCGACGAUUUGCAUUCUGGUUGGACCGCAUAUGGGGUCAAGCGUAAAAGUGGUCAAAGUGCUGGCAGAAGCGAUAUGUAUCUAUACAGUCCCGAUGGACAGAAGUUCCGGUCAAUUAAAGAAGUCCAAAGGUAUAUCCAAUCUUUGAAACAAGUGCCUGUCGAGGACAAAGAGCGAGAAUGCUCACCCCUUGAGAAUGAUUGGUGUCAGAAACUUAAGGACACACCUAUGACUUCAGCGUUUCACCGGAGGCAAAAAGGAUACUCAUCGUCAGACCCCAGAAAAACAUUGCGCAAGAAAGUGAAGUUUCCCGAGAAGCCAUCUGUUUCGCUGCCUUCUGAAAACAGUAAUAAGAGAAAAAGGGAAGGCCACAUAAACUGCGUUUAAACGGCGAAGCUGAGGUGUGUUCAGUCGCUGAGAGUAACGCAGCCUGUGACGUUUCCUCCGGAACACCCAGAGUCGCAUCGAAGAGAAAGCAACUGCGGCCAACCAAGUUUACAGGAGGAGAUCUCCUCGGAUGACUCGAACCACGAACUAAUAUCCCUGCACUGCUGGCAGACGAUUUUUUUCCAGUUAACUGCUAAAACGAGACAUGAGACGACAAAGUUUCCGGUUUAGUCACUUUCUUUGUUACGGCUCGCCGAGACUAACAGCUGAUCACUUCGCAAGAGGCUCGGCGUUGGUCUUGGCAGACAGACCAAUACACGUCCAUCGAACGGCACUAAAACACCCUCUACUUCUUCUCUCAACGAAAACAAAGAGAAUCUCGUGUAUGAAAGGCAGACAACAAGGGGUUCUGGCCCAGUACGCCUCUGUUCGAGC
Pomacea canaliculata is the source of this 912-nucleotide messenger RNA. RefSeq names its product methyl-CpG-binding domain protein 2-like. Lineage: Eukaryota; Metazoa; Mollusca; Gastropoda; Architaenioglossa; Ampullariidae. The transcript has 3 exons. Gene Ontology annotation, molecular function: DNA binding. The record is from RefSeq and is a predicted model, not a curated record. Bases 64 to 477 code for a protein of 137 amino acids.